AAACUUCAGAAAAUGCAACAAUUUUUUGGUUUGAAAGUGACUGGAAAACCAGAUACUGAGACAUUGGAAAUGAUGAAGAAACCCAGGUGUGGAGUUCCCGAUGUGGGUCUCUAUGGUGUUACUCUGCCAGGAUGGAAAAAAAACAAUCUGACAUACAGAAUUGUGAACUACACACCAGAUAUGAGCAAAAAGGAUGUGGAUAAAGCAGUUGAGAAGGCAUUAGAAGUGUGGAGCGCUGUAACCCCGCUGGUUUUCACUCGAAUUCAUGAGGAAAUAGCAGAUAUAAUGAUUGCUUUUGCUCACGGACAUUGUCCUCGUUAUUUUGAUGGCCCACUUGGUAUCCUUGCUCAUGCAUUUCCACCUGGCAAUGGUUUUGGCGGUGAUGUGCACUUUGAUGAGGAUGAAGAUUGGACCACAGGCUCAGCUGGGUUCAACUUGUUCCUUGUUGCUGCUCAUGAGUUUGGGCAUGCCCUGGGUCUCUCCCAUUCUAAUGACCAGAGGGCUUUGAUGUUCCCAAAUUAUGCUUAUGUCAGCCUCAGCGAAUUCCCCCUCUCUCCAGAUGAUAUAAGUGGCAUUCAGUCCAUUUAUGGAUCUCCACCAAAUGUCCCAGAUAGAAGGCCAUCCACCCCUACCUCACCUAAAACCUGUGGCUCCCAGAUGUCUUUCAAUGCUAUAACUACACUCCGACGAGAGGUCAUUUUUCUAAAGGGCAGGCACUUAUGGCGAGUCUAUCCUGAUAACUUAGAAGUUGAAUAUGAAUUAAUUUCUACCUUCUGGCCAACUCUACCACCUGGUAUUGAAGCUGCGUAUGAGAACAAUAAAGAUCAGAUCCUAUUUUUCAAAGGCAACAAAUUUUGGGUUAUCAGCGGGUAUCACGUGUUGCUUGGUUACCCAAAGAAUAUCAACACACUGGGCUUCCCCAAAGGUGUCAAGAGAAUUGAUGCAGCUGUUUGUAAUAAAAACACAGGGAAGACAGACUUUUUCAUAGGUGACAAGUACUGGAGGUUUGAUGAAAACAGCCAGUCCAUGGAGAAGGGUUAUCCUAGGCAGACAGCCAAUGACUUUCCAGGAAUUAGCCAGAAGGUUGAUGCUGUUUUCCAACAGAAUGGAUUAUUCUACUUCUUCCAUGGAUCAAAGCAAUGGGAGUUUGACCCUACUACUAAAAAGGUUACCCGUGAAAUAAAGAGUAACAGCUGGUUUAACUGUUAA
Molecule: messenger RNA, 1209 nt
Organism: Indicator indicator
Lineage: Eukaryota; Metazoa; Chordata; Aves; Piciformes; Indicatoridae
Product: matrix metalloproteinase-27-like
Exons: 9
Coding region: 13-1209 (398 amino acids)
Biological process (GO): extracellular matrix organization; collagen catabolic process; proteolysis
Cellular component (GO): extracellular matrix
Molecular function (GO): zinc ion binding; metalloendopeptidase activity
Source: RefSeq, a predicted model, not a curated record